This is a messenger RNA of Spinacia oleracea (spinach), 1143 nucleotides long. RefSeq lists its product as uncharacterized. Bases 1 to 1143 code for a protein of 380 amino acids. The record is from RefSeq and is a predicted model, not a curated record. NCBI's taxonomy places the organism in Eukaryota, Viridiplantae, Streptophyta, Magnoliopsida, Caryophyllales, Amaranthaceae. The transcript is spliced from 3 exons.
AUGGAGUCGUUUGUGGGGGCGCAAGUCAAAAAGAAUGUUGAGUUUGAGGACGGAUUUAAGCAAUCCAAUACUCAUUUGAGAAUGAUUGAGACCCAAUCAGCUCAACUCGCUAAUACCAUAAAGGAACAACAAGUGCAUACUAGUCUCCCACCCCAAGGUCAACCUCCUAAGCAAAUGUAUGCAAUCAUGACAAGGAGUGGGAAGAUUUUAGAUGAUGUUCCUAGAGCUAAUGAGGUUUCUAAGUCCAAUGGGAAGGAUCAAGAGGGAGUCGUUGAGUCUAGCGACAAUGAUGUGGUAGAAGAGGAGCCUCCCAUCGAUGAUGUGGGUGAUACUCCUAUACCAAAAGAGGCAACUCUUCUACCUCUCCCCACUCCUAAACUCCCCUAUCCUCAAAGAUUUUUAGGCAAAAAAUUGGAUGAUCAGUUUUCUAAGUUUCUUGAUGUGAUUAGCAAGUUGCAUGUCUCAUUGUCUCUCACCGAGGCACUUAAACAAAUGCCCCGCCAUUCUAGAUUCAUGAGAGAUGUUCUUAAUGGCAAGAGAAGUUGUGAACCCAAAGAGACCGUGCAACUCACGGAGAGUUGUAGCGCUCUAAUUCAACACUCCUUUCCCCCAAAACUCAAUGAUCCCGGGCGUUUUUCAAUCCCUUGUAGCAUUCAAAAGCACAAAUUUGAUAAUGCUCUUUGUGAUUUGGGGGCAAGUGUGAGCAUCUUGCCAUAUAAGACUUAUGAGAAGCUCAAUCUAGGUGAUCUCUCUCCUACCGCUAUGUCAUUACAACUAGCCGAUCGAUCGGUUAUGUUGCCAUUGGGUAGGAUUGAGGAUGUUCCCCUCGUUGUUGGCAAGCUUACUUUUCUUGUUGACUUCUGUGAUAAUGAGCUUUCUAGGUCCUCUCCCGAUGACAAGGAAGUCCAUGUGAUCCCAAGGGUGUUUGAUGAUAAGUUUGAUGAUGUCAUAACCAUCCCCGAGAUAUUUGGGAUGCAUAUUGAUGGUGAUGUUGGGGCUAAAACCUCCAAAGUAAUUCAUGAAUCGGCAAACAAAGCCAAGACACCCAAGAAAGCCAAGAAGCCCAAGAAAGCCAAGGAAAAGCUUGGUGGCGGAUUGUUUGGUUGGCACCUUAUGAAUGGGGAUGUCGAAUUGUUCGAAUAG